Messenger RNA from Paramacrobiotus metropolitanus, 1439 nucleotides. Its product is annotated as isatin hydrolase-like. The record is from RefSeq and is a predicted model, not a curated record. The transcript has 4 exons. NCBI's taxonomy places the organism in Eukaryota, Metazoa, Tardigrada, Eutardigrada, Parachela, Macrobiotidae. Gene Ontology annotation, molecular function: arylformamidase activity. Bases 286 to 1146 code for a protein of 286 amino acids.
GGCAUAAUUUGGCGUCACUGCAGCUGUACAGAGAUUGGGCGUAGCAUAUGAAAAACGCUCACACCGGAUAUAUACGCUUUAUCUAAGUAUUACACCGAUUUUCCACCGUUAACCGUGGACGCCGAUUGCGAUCCCGCGGCGCCGAUAAGCAGUGCCAAUCGGCGAAAGGAACCCUACUUUUGCGCCAUUUAAGUGAGACAACUGGCUAAUUCCAUACUGUAUAUCAAACUAUCAAAAAUUUAUCCUGCGGAAAUUUAUUAAGCCACGAAUUAAAGUAAUAAAAAAAUGUGGCGAGUGAUGGUAUUGUGUAUGCUGUUAUCGGCCGGAAGUGUGUGGAGCUUCCAGCUGGAGGACAUUGCCGACGGGACGGAGGAGCUGUUGGAUCUGUCGGUGGAGUUCUCGGAGGACACGCCCUACUGGCCGACCAUCGAGAAGAAGGGCCAGAACUUCAAGAUCCAGGAGACGCAGAACGGGUACAACCAGGAGUACAACUACCAUUUCCACGCCACCGUCUUCUCCAGCAGCGACCACGGCGGCACGCAUGUCGACGCGCUCAGCCAUGUCAACCGCAAUCCCGUCAGGGACGACAUUGAUCAGGUGCCGCUGCGGCAGUUCUUCGGGACGGCGGCGGUCGUGGACAUUGCGGAGAAGUGCCGCAGCAAUCCCGACUACGAGCUGAGCAUCGCCGAUGUGCGCGCGCACGAGAGCGACCACGGCCGGCUGCCCAACGGCUCCCUGCUCUUCGUCUACACCGGCUGGGGCGCCAAGAUCAACGACAAGCCCGCCUUCUGGGGCACCCCCGACUACUUCAAUUUGUCACAACUGCACUAUCCCGGCGUCAGUCCCGCCGCCGCCGAAUGGCUCGUCAAGAACCGCAAAAUUAAGGUGGUGGGCGUGGAGACGGGCUCGGUGGACAACGGGCAGGGCGGGCUGUCUUUACAAGCGCACGCCAUCUUCCUGUCCAGCGGCGUCAACAUCAUCGAGUCCGUGCAGAAUCUGGACAAACUGCCGGCCCGCGGGGCCUUCGUCUUCGGGCUGCCGAUGAAGAUGAAGGGCGCCAGCGGCUCGCCCAUCCGUCUGGUCGCCGUCGGCUGGCGGAAGCCCGCGCCGACGCUGCGCAAACGCUCGGUGCCGGGGGCGGCAUAGCCAGAUGUGUUCUUAAUGAUUAUAAUUAAUAAUUAUAAUUACCUGGAUGUCUGGUGAUGACGCGCUAGUUUCUAUUCAAACAACCUAUCCGAAAUGUCGCGUGAUUUGCCGCUUUCAAAAACUACAAAUCCGAACGUUGGAUAUAUCUACAGAUCAGUGUCAUGUGCUAUAUAUUGUUGUGCCUGCAUGCUUGAUACGUGUAUGAUGAUGUUUCACUUUCUGCACAUGCCGUCUGGGCAGUUAAUCUUGGUCCGCACAAUUAUCCCUAACUUAUUAAACAUUACCAUUACAAU